Triplophysa rosa is the source of this 2644-nucleotide messenger RNA. It is a transcript of the gene arf2a, whose product is annotated as ADP-ribosylation factor 2a. The record is from RefSeq and is a predicted model, not a curated record. NCBI's taxonomy places the organism in Eukaryota, Metazoa, Chordata, Actinopteri, Cypriniformes, Nemacheilidae. The transcript is spliced from 5 exons. Gene Ontology annotation, molecular function: GTP binding; GTPase activity. Bases 119 to 664 code for a protein of 181 amino acids. Gene Ontology annotation, biological process: vesicle-mediated transport; intracellular protein transport. Gene Ontology annotation, cellular component: plasma membrane; cytoplasm.
CGAGGGCGGGGUACAUGACGCCAUCGUCCUCGGACUAGAGAAAGACGCCAUUUUGUUUUUAGCGGUAAGGAGGAGAACCGGAAAAUUGUAGCGAAACUGCAUCAAAAGAUCAGCCACCAUGGGGAACAUGUUUGCAGGCCUCUUUAAGAAUCUCUUUGGAAAGAAAGAGAUGAGAAUUCUGAUGGUGGGCUUGGAUGCUGCUGGAAAGACCACUAUCCUGUACAAACUGAAACUUGGAGAGAUAGUCACUACCAUCCCCACUAUUGGUUUUAAUGUUGAGACGGUAGAGUAUAAGAACAUCAGUUUCACAGUGUGGGACGUGGGCGGUCAGGAUAAGAUCCGGCCGCUCUGGAGGCACUAUUUCCAGAACACACAGGGCCUGAUUUUUGUGGUGGACAGUAAUGACAGAGAGCGAGUUAAUGAGGCAAGGGAAGAGUUGACGAGGAUGCUGGCGGAGGAUGAGUUGAGAGACGCUGUUCUGCUUGUCUUUGCCAACAAACAGGACCUGCCCAAUGCAAUGAACGCAGCAGAGAUCACAGAUAAACUGGGCCUUCAUUCUCUGCGUCACCGUAACUGGUACAUCCAGGCCACCUGCGCCACCAGCGGAGACGGCCUGUACGAAGGGCUCGACUGGCUCUCCAACCAGCUCAAAAACGCUAAAUGAUCCAUUCCACCCUCGUCUUUUGUCAGCGCUGUGUGUGUAUGAGUGUGUGUAAAGGGUGACAGCACUGGUUUCAGUCUCACCCGGUUGCCCAGUUUAUUCAUUUAUUUUCCUUGUCUAGUCUUGUGUACGUCUGAGCCUCUGCCCAGUGCUGUCUGAUACACGCAUGAGUGUGUGUGUGUGUUUUGAGUGUGGGAGCAGCCUUGCUGUGCCUUUCAAAAUAGACACUCGGCGUACAGCACGGUUCUCUCUUUCUCUCUCCUCUCCCUCCUGAUCCCCAUGGUUUUCUGCACGCAAAGAAUGACCCAGGAUGUUAAAUAUUUCUGUUACCUAAUACACUGAAAUAAGACUAUAGGCCUAUGAGACUAUAUUCCCAAUGUUUAAAGAAAUCACGCAUGACUUAAAUGUUACAAGGUGUGAGUUGCCAUUUUUGACCGACCCCACCCACCCCCACAUUUGAUAAAACUCAUUGUAACCUGCAUCAGGUUGGGAAAAAAAGAAACAGACAAUAAAGUGAAAUUUGCCAUCCAUUCUUCUUCGCGUUCUUUGAAAAUCAUGCUAAAGCUUUCAGGUAUGUCACAUGAAGCUUUUACAAAGAUAGUGUCCAUGUGCUCACUUUUCCUGCUGCUCUCCUCCGUCAAGCGCAUUAAAGCACAAGUGUGUGAAACCGUUAGUUUACAUGGAGUCAGUGUGUAAAAUGGCUCGUAUGUUGGGAAGACGUCUAUGUGUGUCUGCUCGCGUUGAGUUUCACAGUGAUAUAGUCUAACUCCCUGAAAGAUGGGGAAAUGCUGUAGUUUGAUCAUAAAAUUGGAUCUCGGGCACUAACAGCCUUACAUGUGUUUUGAAUGCCAUGUAAGAGGUGAUAGCAGAGAUGAUGUGUGUGAGUUUGGGAUUGUGAGGGAGUGAGCGCCCUCUGCAGGAGCAGUGAGGCCUUUGAGAGCUGCUCCCACUCAAAUGAUUCUUUUAGCUCUUUUUCUUUUAUCGUGAUUUAUUAUUUUUGGUUAUUAUGGUUGAGGUUUCCUGCAUUCAGUUUAAAUCUCAUACAUGUUCUGGUGAGGCCAUCAAGGGCUUUUAGGGAGACAUGCAUUUUCCAAAUUGUAAUCUAAAGUUUAACAUGUCUAAUAGAUAAAUAACCACAAGCUGAACAUCAAAGCACAUUUGUCUGGUUAAUGUUUUCUUUCAUUUAAAUAACACACAUUAUUCAUGUUGUGUCCUACCCAAGGGUAACUUCAUGCAAUUCUAUUAACUUAUAGUAUGAGUGGGCAAAUGUCUUGUGUUCCCUUUCUUCCAUGUUUCAUAUUUCGUUUUUUCUCCUAAUGUUUCCCUGUCAUCUGUUGAUGGCUGCUUUAUCUGAUGCACCAGUCUGUUUUGAAACAAUGUCUUUGAUAGUAACAAGCACCAGCAGAAAGGCUGAGGUAACUAAAAGCGUGUAUGCACAUCUGCAUACCCAAAACUGACAGACACAUUUUACUCUCCUUCAUAUUCCAAAGGCAACUGCAGUGUUGAAUACAGCAUUGAACAUACAUGCUGUAAACAUCACAUUCUGGAUGAUUCUGGUAGCCCUUUACUGACCUCAUAUGGGAAUGGCUGAAUGUUUCGCCUUGUGUGAAACCUCAUGGCAACAUACAUUUUGACACCCCCUCCACUAUCACCAAAAUUCAAAUUUCAUAACUCUAAUGUUUUUUUGGCCUUUUAGUUGAUUGUUAUACAAAUCUGUGGUAGGUGAGAUUUAUUUGAAUAAGCAUCUAUGACAAGUAAUUAAAGUGUAUGAAAUGUAUUUAGCUUGCAAAUUUCAUUUAGCUGUCCUAUAUGUUCAGAUGUGAAGCUUUAAUUUCCAAAAUUCUGUAAAAUAAUAAUAUGAAAGGAACGUGUGCAUAUGUUUGUUUUCUUUUACUUAAAAUGGUUUUGUUUUUAGCUUUUUUUAAACCCAUCUUGUAACAACUGAUAAAUGCACUAUAAUAAAGAGAUCUCUAUUACGAUGGA